AUGAGUUUUGUUCCUUUUGUCAAUAUUAUUUCCACCGGCUCUAUUGCUUCAUCUAACAAUAUUCCCUUUAAUCUUAAUGAUAAAUCAAGUUUUAUUCAAAAGUCUAUUAAUAUUUUCGAUAGUUUAUCAAAUAAUUAUAAAUCACCUUUAACAAGAGUAAAUCAAUUAGACGCAACAUUAUUAGAUCAAGAAAUAUUCAACUCUUUAUUUGAAAAGACUUUAUCGAUAUUCAAUAAUAAUUUUUAUCCAGUUUUAAAAUUAAAUUACUCAAAUGAACUUAAGCUAUUUUUGAAAUCAAUAUUAUUUAAAUUCACGAUUUGGGAUAAUUCAACAACUUAUGGAUUUUUUUUGCAAAACUUAAAAUUGAUUGUCAAUAAUAGCAAAGAAAAUAAGAAUCUUCAAAAAACUACUCAAAAUAGUAGAAAAUUAACAAAAAAAAUCAAAAUUUUAUACUAUAUAUUUUUUAUUCUUUUUGAGUAUCUUCAUGAAAAAAUAGAGUUUUAUAUGUAUUCAAUGGAUGAUGAUGAGGAUGAGGAUGGGGAUGGGGAUGGGGAUGAAGAUUAUUACCAUGAAAAUCAUGAGACUGAAAAUGUUGACGAUUAUGAAUUUGAUAGCAAUAAAAAUAGAAAGAGAAAACAAUCUUUAUUUAAGAAUAUAAUCAAAAAACUUUUAAGAUUUUUUAAACCAAUCUUCAUGGUUUUCACUAAUUUUUACAAGAUUUUGAAUUUAUUCAUUUUUUGCAAAUUUUUAAUUGAUGGGAAAUUUCAAUCUUUAAAUUAUUAUUUAUUAAAUAUUUCCACAAAUAUAAAUUCAAUUGAAUUUGAUAAGAAAAAUAAAGGUAAUGUAUCAUUUGAAUAUCAAAAUAGACAAUUAAUUUGGAAUACAUUUAUAGAAUUUUUGAUAUUUUUUUUGCCAAUAAUUCAGAAAAAUAACAAUUCCAAGAAUAAAAUUCUUAAAAAUUUAAGAAAACAAAAUAAAAUUUUCUUUAAAAAUUCAAAAAUUGGAAAAUUCAUUUCUAAAAAUUAUUUAAAUCAAGGUAAUUAUGAUGGUGGUCAUAGUGAAUCUAGAAAUUUAAAAAAAUUGACAAAUAUUCAAUUGUUUAAUCAUUUAAACCAAUCUCAAUGUGCUAUCUGUUAUCAAAAUACAAAUAAUUUUAAUAAUUUAAAUUCUUCCAAUUCUAAUACAAAUUCAUUAAUUGGCAAUGAUGGUAAUGUAAAUUUGAUCACAAAUCCCUAUAUUACAAACUGUGGUCAUAUUUAUUGUUACAUGUGUUUAUUGACAAAAUUGGAAAGAUUUCAAUCUGAUGAAAGAAAUUUGGAUAAUUUGAAAAAAAUCCAUGAUCACAGUCAUGUUAUAAGCCACAACACUGAUGAUGAUGAUGAUGAUGAUUACGAUGACGACAAUGAUGAACGAUGGAGAUGUUUAAGAUGCUACAAACAAGUUCUUUGGUGCAAACCCUACGAAGAUAUAAAUCCUGAUGCAAUAAUCGGGAUUAAUCUUGAUGAUUUAGUUGAAAUCGAGCAGCCUAAAGAGGAACCUCAUGAUGAUCCUGGGUCUUAUUCUGAGUUUUCAGAUCAUGAUUCCGAAAGUGAUGAAGUCGACAACCACACCCACAACGACAUUGAAAACGAUUCUGAUGACGAGUCGUUUGACCAGAUUCCCAGAGGACGAUCUUUGUCUGAUUCUGAGACAGAAAACAAUAACGAAACUGGAGAUCACAGCGACAACACAAGCUCUGGCGACGAAGAGGAUUAUGGAUACAGCGACAGCGACAAUGGUGAUGGUGGGAACAGUGGCUUCUUCUCUGACGACGAGAGCCAUGGCUUCUUACAACGAAACCUCACCAACGAGGACGAGUUGAUGGAGUAUGAAGAGGAUUUCGAUCAGGACGAGUUGCAGCUAUAA
Molecule: messenger RNA, 1905 nt
Organism: Ascoidea rubescens DSM 1968
Lineage: Eukaryota; Fungi; Ascomycota; Saccharomycetes; Ascoideales; Ascoideaceae
Exons: 1
Coding region: 1-1905 (634 amino acids)
Biological process (GO): protein import into peroxisome matrix
Cellular component (GO): peroxisomal membrane
Molecular function (GO): zinc ion binding
Source: RefSeq, a predicted model, not a curated record